GAAAACACAUCACAGGUGAGUGGAAACUGGAUUCACCCCUCUUUCCCCACUCUGUCUCUCUCGCUCACUCCUCCAGUUACAGUAAACAAAAGUGUGUCUGUUUCACUAUCUUUUGCUGAUACAUUCUUUAUAAAUAACGAUGCAGAGGUUAGCAUUCAGAUUCCCCCCAAAUCUCUUCAUCUUCUUCACUCUUUUUCUUCAUAGAAAGAGAGUGUUACACUUAUAAUUAUAUGUAUGUUACUAGUAGCAGCACUUCAUAAAGCAGAGAUUCUUCAUCCAAAUUCUUUAUCCCCUGUUUAUCGUAAAUAACACAUAUCAUAUCUUAUCAUAUCACAAUCCAAUAACCCACAACCUAACAAACAAUGGCUCUGUUCUCAUAUAUCCCACACCCUUCUCAAGCACUUCUGGGCAUCGCACUCUUUCUCGUUUUCAGAGGGGUUUCAGGGGCAACCUUUACUUUCGUGAACAAGUGCGAUUACACGGUGUGGCCAGGGAUUUUAGGCACGCCGCAACUCGCAAGCACGGGCUUUGAACUCGCCAAGGGGGGUUCCAGAAGCUUCCAGGCUCCGACCGGUUGGUCCGGGAGAUUCUGGGGCAGAACCGGUUGCCAGUUCGACAAUUCCGGCCGCGGGACGUGCGCCACCGCCGACUGCGGUUCCGGAGAGGUCGACUGCAACGGCGCCGGAGCCUCCCCGCCGGCGACUCUCGCCGAGUUCACCCUCGGCACCGGUUCCAUGGACUACUACGACGUGAGCCUCGUCGACGGCUAUAAUCUGCCGAUGAUGGUGGCGGCGAGAGGCGGGUCGGGGUCCUGCGCCACCACGGGGUGCGGCGAGGAUCUCAAUCGGCGUUGCCCAUCGGAACUGAGAGUGGAAGGCGGCGACGCGUGUCAGAGCGCGUGCGGCGCGUUUGGGAAACCGGAGUAUUGCUGCAACGGCGCGUUUGGUAACCCUUCGACUUGCAAGCCCUCUACUUACUCCGAAAUUUUCAAGUCCGUAUGUCCGAAAGCGUACAGUUACGCGUACGAUGAUGCCACCAGCACGUUCACGUGUUCCGGCGCCGACUACACAAUAACAUUUUGCCCCUCUUCUCCUAGUUUGAAGUCUUCAACAGAUUCGAGUCCAAAGGGAACGGAUUCUGGGUCCGGGUCUGGGUCUGGGUCUGGGUCUGGGUCAGGGAGUGUGACGGGGACAGGUUCAUCGGUGGAACAAUCUGAAUUGGCUUCUACUUCGUGGUUAGCCGACAUGGCAACGGCGACAGGGGCCGCGACGCGAGCAGGUUCUUUUGUGACUUCAAAGGUGGCUUUUUCGGUGGUUGUUGUUUUCAUUCUUUCUCUUUUGGUGGGUCCCUCUCUCUCGUAGUAGUGACGUUGCACACUCUCCUUCUCUAUCUUCUUUCCCUUUCACACAAACUCCAUCCAUACACAUUUAUCAGAACAGAGUACUAUGGUGAUGGCUAAAUUCUAUUUCUUUAAAUUCUAAAGUAAUGCUACAACAAGCGUUUCAAUCAUUUGUUGGUUAGGUUCCUCUAAU
Messenger RNA from Vigna unguiculata (cowpea), 1532 nucleotides. Its product is annotated as thaumatin-like protein 1. The record is from RefSeq and is a predicted model, not a curated record. NCBI's taxonomy places the organism in Eukaryota, Viridiplantae, Streptophyta, Magnoliopsida, Fabales, Fabaceae.